Messenger RNA from Xenopus tropicalis (tropical clawed frog), 3829 nucleotides. RefSeq names its product WW domain containing E3 ubiquitin protein ligase 2 (gene wwp2). Bases 156 to 2255 code for a protein of 699 amino acids. NCBI's taxonomy places the organism in Eukaryota, Metazoa, Chordata, Amphibia, Anura, Pipidae. Gene Ontology annotation, cellular component: nucleus; cytoplasm. Gene Ontology annotation, biological process: negative regulation of transcription by RNA polymerase II; proteasome-mediated ubiquitin-dependent protein catabolic process; ubiquitin-dependent protein catabolic process. The record is from RefSeq and is a predicted model, not a curated record. The transcript is spliced from 21 exons. Gene Ontology annotation, molecular function: ubiquitin-protein transferase activity; RNA polymerase II-specific DNA-binding transcription factor binding; ubiquitin protein ligase activity.
AUAGUAAAAUGGCAGCUCACUACAGAACGCCAACACCUCCUGCAUCCGGUGCUACCUAAACUUUCUUCCGGGUCACGUGACAAGGCCAAUGGUCACAUGACCGAAAGUGCUGAAGGCGGAAGUGAAGAAGAGAGUGGUGUAGCAGGUUUUAUAUAAUGGCAUCAUCAGGUUCUAAUCAAACUAGUGAUGGAUUUACCCAAGAAAAAUUACAGCUGAGCGUGAAAGAAAAUAGUGUACCUUUGCAGAUUAACCUUCAAGCAGCACACAAGGCAUCUGGGGAUGAUCUGACUAUCGCCCUAGAUGAGCACAUGGAAGCAGUGGAGGAUGCAGACUCUGAAAUGGUAUUUGAGAAUGGCCAUUAUGCACUGGAAAAGAUAAGCUCUCCUCCUCAAAGUGCAAGCAGUGACUCUAGCCAGCCAAUAAAGAACCAGGAUAACACGAGCAACAUCACUGUGCUAGUCAAUGGAGAAAGCUCCCAUGCAACAAGUUCAGAACUGGAUGUGCCUGCACAAGAUGAAGCUUUCAGCAAUAUCAGCAGCCCUUUACCUUCAUUGGGGUCAGAAUUACGCUCAGAAGACAAUGAAGAUACACAAUCCUUGCAGCCUUCGGCUCUGACUCCCACUUCAGAGGGCCUUCCUCCUGGCUGGGAGAAACGUGUGGAUAACAGAGGUCGUUUCUAUUAUGUUGACCACAAUACUCGAACAACCACAUGGCAGAGGCCCACAGCAGAAUAUGUCAGGAACUAUGAGCAAUGGCAGUCACAGAGGAAUCAGAUGCAGGGUGCCAUGCAACAGCUGAGCCAGCGUUUUCUGUAUCAGCCCUCAUCUGCUGCUCCUGACAAUGACCCGCUUGGACCGCUACCCAACGGAUGGGAGAAGCGUCAAGAUAAUGGCCGGGUGUAUUACGUGAACCACAACACUCGAACCACACAAUGGGAAGAUCCAAGGACUCAGGGCAUGAUCCAGGAGCCAGCUCUACCCCCAGGCUGGGAAAUGAAAUAUACUAGCGAAGGCAUACGCUACUUUGUUGAUCAUAACAAACGUGCUACCACUUUUAAAGACCCUCGUCCAGGUUUUGACUCAGGGGUCAAGCAGGGAGGGUCACCUGGAGCAUAUGACCGAAGUUUCCGUUGGAAAUACCAUCAGUUCCGCUUCUUGUGCCAUUCAAAUGCUCUCCCAAGCCAUGUGAAGAUAAGUGUGUCCCGGCAGACUCUAUUUGAGGAUUCCUUCCAGCAGAUAAUGAAUAUGAAGCCAUAUGAUCUGCGAAGACGUCUCUACAUUAUAAUGCGUGGAGAGGAAGGUCUGGACUAUGGUGGAAUAGCUAGGGAGUGGUUCUUUCUGUUAUCACAUGAGGUACUGAACCCCAUGUACUGUCUGUUUGAAUAUGCUGGCAAGAACAACUACUGUUUGCAGAUCAACCCUGCUUCAUCCAUUAACCCUGAUCACCUUACGUACUUCAGGUUCAUUGGUCGAUUUAUUGCCAUGGCUCUUUACCAUGGGAAGUUUAUUGACACAGGCUUCACCCUGCCAUUCUAUAAGAGGAUGUUAAACAAGAAACCAACCUUGCGGGACCUUGAAUCCAUAGAUCCUGAAUUUUACAACUCUAUUAUGUGGAUCAAGGAUAACAAUCUUGAGGAAUGUGAACUAGAGCUUUACUUUGUGCAAGACAUGGAAAUUUUGGGAGAAGUGACAUCUCAUAAGCUGAAGGAGGGAGGUGAAAACAUCCGUGUGACUGAAGAAAACAAAGAGGAAUUCAUUAGUCUGCUUACUGACUGGCGUUUCACUCGAGGAGUUGAGGAGCAGACCAAUGCUUUCCUGGAUGGCUUCAAAGAGGUUGUUCCCCUAGAGUGGCUCCGUUACUUUGAUGAGAAGGAACUUGAGCUAAUGCUAUGUGGUAUGCAGGAGAUUGAUAUUGCAGAUUGGCAGAAGAAUACUAUAUAUCGCCACUACACCAAAAACAGCAAGCAGGUUCAAUGGUUUUGGCAGGUGGUGAAAGAGAUGGACAAUGAAAAGAGGAUCCGGCUACUGCAGUUUGUAACUGGAACAUGUCGCCUUCCAGUGGGUGGAUUUGUAGAAUUAAUAGGUAGCAAUGGACCUCAAAAGUUUUGCAUUGACAGAGUUGGUAAAGAUACUUGGCUGCCACGGAGUCACACAUGCUUUAACCGCUUGGACCUUCCUCCUUACAAGAGUUAUGAGCAGCUUAAAGAGAAGUUGCUUUUUGCUAUUGAAGAGACAGAAGGAUUUGGCCAAGAAUGAUUAAAUUGAUCAUCUAAGAUGAGAGAAACUGGAGGAAAAAAAAGUCUGCCUAACUGGUUGAAUAAGAGUAGCUUGAUGGUAGUAUUUGGGACAGGCAUAUAUUAUAGGUGUGGUAUGUCUGUUCAGUCACUCUGUGUGGCCCUUGGAAGCACAAUGUGUUUCAUUUAUCAGCAGGUCCUAAUGUUUCUAAAAAUGUAUUAACAUUUUAUGUUCUACAAAAUUGUGAAUGUUGCUUUACAAUGGAUGCAGACUGGACUUUGGCCAACUAAGGCAAUUCUCUUCCUCAGGCCUGUUCCUGACCUUUUUCUUAUUUUUUGAUAAUUUUGUCAUUCAAAUUAGCUUGUGUUGUAUUCAGCACUGAUGAAUUUUAAGCUGUCUGUGCAGUUUAUGGUCACUUAUUGUUCUAGAUUUCAUCUGAGGAAGUUUCAAUACUGGACCUACCGUAUCUAUUCAGUAAUGUAGCUCAGUCAAGGGACAGCCUAAAAAUAUCUAGAGAUCGUUAAAGGAAAAAGGCAGAAGUAGAAAGCUGAUAAUAUUUUACCAAAUAAAGUCAUCAGAAAAUUCUGCCCUGAAGGGAGCAAGUCCAUCAACCUAAUAUGGUAGCUAGAGGAACUAGUGGGCCAUUUUAAUUGGUUCUUGUUGACAUAAUAACUAGCAAGGGACAAUGGGACUAAUCAUUUAAAAACACUGAAGGACUGGCAUGCUUCCUUCAGCAUGGUCAUAACUUAAAGGGAUACUGGCAUCAGUAUUUAAAACUAGCAUUUGUAAACAUUAUGGUCACAUUUUAUUCUUGCAUUAACAAGAAUAUUUCUUGCCAUUUGUAAGAGCAAACAAAAAAAAUAGUCCUCACAUUGUAUUUUUCCAUGUAGUGACAUUGUCUUGUUUAACCACAUUCUGUAAUUUGGAUCUCCAUAGUUUGUCCACUUAAAAAACCUUUAAACAGAUAAUGAUAUCUCACCUGGGAUCAAGGUACUGUUUUAUUAUUACAGAGAAAAAGGAGAUGAUUUUUAAAUGUAAAUUAUUUGAUUAAAAUGGACUCUAUUGAAGAUUACUGUAAUUUGAAACUUUAUGGAUAAUGGGUUUAUAAAGGUAAAUCUCAAGUAAGUCACAAAACAUAACCCAGCUCCAUUUUUGUGAUGACUGUAUCCCUUUAAGGAAUGGUUUUGUUAAUUCAGCUGUACCAUUUCAUAACACCAUAAAAGCCUUUUUAUCUACUAGGAUGCGGGUCAGUAUGGAUGACUGAAAAAAUAUACACAUAUAUGACUAUCUAUUGAUCCUACUUGGCUUGAUAGAAUCACUGUAGCUGUCUUUCCUAAAAAGUCCUGCUUUUUCUGUUAAAUGGCAGAAUCCUGUUUUGUAUGUUCAAUCCACAGCCAUCUGUUAAUAUUUGUAACUGUGUUGGAUAACAGCAAAUGUACAUAGAAUGUAUAUAGAAGAUCUAUAUUAUAUAUAAAAGUUUAAAAAAAAGAGACACUUGCAAGAGCUUUGGGUGAAUCACCGAAGUUUUUUACAGCACUGAUCUGCGUCCAUGAUGCUAAAUUUCCUGUGCAAUAAACAUGCUGAGAUUUGUUUAA